Messenger RNA from Cladophialophora carrionii CBS 160.54, 1608 nucleotides. Its product is annotated as hydroxyethylthiazole kinase. Gene Ontology annotation, molecular function: ATP binding; hydroxyethylthiazole kinase activity; magnesium ion binding. The record is from RefSeq and is a predicted model, not a curated record. Gene Ontology annotation, cellular component: cytoplasm. The coding region runs from base 1 to 1608 and encodes 535 amino acids. Gene Ontology annotation, biological process: thiamine biosynthetic process. NCBI's taxonomy places the organism in Eukaryota, Fungi, Ascomycota, Eurotiomycetes, Chaetothyriales, Herpotrichiellaceae. The transcript has a single exon.
AUGUCGUCAAAACCACAGCUCAAGACCAGCAUCGACUGGUCUUUAUACCUAGUCACAGAUUCCACCCCAGCAAUCCUUGCGGAUAAGGACAUUGUGCAGGUGGUCGAGCAGGCGCUCCGUGGCGGCGUUGGCAUCGUUCAGUAUCGAGAAAAGCACGCCGACACCGGCGCCAUGAUCGAAGUCGCUUCGAGACUCCAUACCGUCACCCAGAAAUACAAUGUCCCGCUACUGAUCAAUGACCGGCUCGACGUCUGUCAAGCGGUUGGUGCAGAGGGAGUCCACAUCGGCCAAGACGACAUGGACAUGGUACAGGCCAGGCAGAUCCUGGGACCGGAUGCCAUCAUAGGAGUUACCGCCUCAUCACCGCAGGAAGGAGAAAAGGCCAUCAAGGAGGGUGCCGACUAUCUAGGCGUCGGCACGACGUUUGCCACACCGACGAAACUCGACACGAAACACAUCAUCGGGACGAGAGGACUCCAUGAAAUCCUAUCCACCUGCGCCACGGGGACAGAAAAGUCCAUCCCUUGCGUUGCCAUCGGCAGCAUCAACGCCUCGAACGUUCAAAGAGUGCUCCAUCAGUCUGCUGCCGGGACAAACCGCCUCAACGGCGUCGCGGUAGUCAGUGCCAUCAUGGCCUCCACCAACCCCGAAGCCGCGGCCAGGAACCUCCUUGACCUGAUCAGAUCGUCCAAGGACACAUUCUACGCAGCUGUCCCGCCCGGGAAGGACGCGAUUACCGACCUCGAAACCCUCACCACGCAAGUCCCCAGCAUUAUCAAGAAGCACGUCUCAUCCAACACACUCUGCCACAACAUGACCAACACGGUGGUGCAGAACUUCGUCGCCAACGUCUGCCUCGCGACCGGCUCCUCGCCCAUCAUGUCCGAGAACGGGCCCGAGGCGCCCGACCUGGCCAAGCUAGGCGGCGCCCUCGUCAUCAACAUGGGCACCGCCACGCCCGACAAGAUCGCCACCUUCCUCGAGGGCAUGAGGGCCUACAACGCCGUUGGGGGCCCCAUCCUCCUCGACCCAGUCGGCGGCGGCGCCACGGCUGUCCGACGCAACGCCAUAAAAACCCUCCUGGCAGGCGGCUUCUUCAGCGUCAUCAAGGGCAACGAGGGCGAGAUCGGCGCCGUGGCAGGGACGUCGACGACCCAACAACGAGGCGUCGACUCCGGGCCCUCCACCGCGACCGAGGCCGACAAGGCCGCGCUCGUCAAGGCCCUGGCCCAGCGCGAGCGGUGCGUCGUCCUCAUGACCGGCAAGACGGACUAUCUCUCCGACGGGGUCCGGACCCUCGCCAUCAACAACGGGUCCGCCUUUCUCGGCAAGAUCACCGGCGCAGGCUGUGCCCUUGGCGCCGUCGUCGCCAGCUACGUGGCGCUCCAUCCGGACGACAAGUUCGUGGCCACGCUGGCGGGCAUCUUGCACUAUGAACUUGCAGCAGAGUUCGCCGAGAAAGACGCUGCGUGUAAAGGUCCGGGCUCCUUCAUCCCGGCAUUUCUGGAUGCGCUGUCCGUGUUCGGCAAUGACGUCGUCGAGAGUGUGAGUGCCGGGAGGAAUGAUAUGCUGGCGCGGAUGGCAAAGGUGGAACUUGUCAAUGUGUGA